UUUCUGUGACUCAAAAGCGAACAGAUACUGAAUUCGUGCUUAAAUUCAUAUACGUACAUAAGUAACUGUGUUUAUUGGCGUUGCAACGCGCGUUGAAGUGAAAGUGACGGUUGUGGACUUGUUGUUUUUGUUGUUUUUUGCGUUUUGUUCUUGGGGUUUUCGCAAUCUAAGCUAGAUUUUGAUUAUCGCUUUGACCCAACACACAAAGACUACCUCCAAGCGCAGAUAAUCAACAGUUUUUCCGGUCUACUGGCUUCAUUGUUCAAUAUCUCAGUAUCUUGACGAAACUGUUAUUCUUAAGUCGAAGAGUGUUUAAUAGAAUCUAAAUCGAUCUACGAAGAGAAGGAUUGAAAACAGGUCCUCAACAGCGACAAUAUGAGUGCGGUCGAUGCGGUCUUGAGCUUUAAACGAAGCCCCGACGAGGACUUCUACGGAAUGCUCAACUGUGAUGAGAACUCGUCGGUUGAACAAAUCCAGGCUGAGUACAAAGUUUUGGCUCUUCAGUACCAUCCGGAUAAGAACGACGGCGACAAGGAUGCUGAAGCCAAGUUCCAACGGCUAAAGGAGGCAAAGGAGACGCUCUGCGACCCGGAGAAGCGCGCCAACUACGACAAAUGGCGCAACAGUGGCAUCGCAAUGAGCUACAAGAACUGGCUGGGUAUGAAGGAGCACGUCGGACAGGUGAGAAGAUACACAAUCGCCGAGAAAGUGGAUAAGGAGUCCAUGCACUGGGCCACACCAAAGACCAAGGACCGCAUGCUGCCAGAGGCGGGCGCCGCCACUGGCGCUGGCGGUAGCGGCAGCGGCGGCCUCUCGGCGGCCUCACCCAACCCGGCCCAUCGCCGUGCCUCCGAGGGUGGCGCUGCGCUCUACUACGGCAACCGGAAAACCGAAUGGGGCACCGAGAACUCCGAUGUGGCCAACAAGUUUCGCAACUACGAAAUUUAAACAACAACAGCAGCAACAACAAUACCAAAAAUAUAUACAUAUACAAGUAGUCGAAUACUCGCGCAGCAGUCAGUAUCAACAACAACAACAACAACAACUGCAACAAAAGAGAGUAUGUAAACGCGAAGAGCGUGCUGAUUCAGCACAGAACCAACCAACAAUAUCACAUGGAGUACACACAUGGAGUACACCGGAAGUUUUGACCACUGACAUUUACAAACAACAAAAACAACACGCGCACACAAACUCAUUGAAUUAUAUAUGUGUAUACAUACACACACACAUACACAACUGGCUGAGAAUGCAGCUUGCAACCGCGCGCUGCCGGCGGUUAGCACUGCUUCGAAGCGCAAAAUUUUGAUGACUUUUAUCAUAUCCAAAAAUUUUCAGAACUUAUCUAAAUGUAUACACUGAAUGUUUUGACCAGGUACAUGUUGUUACUUAUUAUAUAUUCAUAGUCAAGGUAAAGCUAUCAUUCGUAUUAUAUGAUACACACAUACAUGCAUAAAUAUAUAUAAAUGUAUUUGAUUAAAGCGAAUAAAAGAAGAAACUAGAAAAAAAACACGAAACUAAGAAACUGUAAUUUCAAUAAACGCCUAAAAUUAACGAGAAGACGAAGUUAAGCAAAAGAAAAAAUACAAAAAUGAAAAUAAAAACAAAUAAAAGAAAUUAUGAGAAAA
Messenger RNA from Bactrocera tryoni, 1628 nucleotides. RefSeq names its product J domain-containing protein (gene jdp). The coding region runs from base 376 to 948 and encodes 190 amino acids. The record is from RefSeq and is a predicted model, not a curated record. Gene Ontology annotation, cellular component: cytoplasm. The transcript has 5 exons. Lineage: Eukaryota; Metazoa; Arthropoda; Insecta; Diptera; Tephritidae.